UAACCCCUACUGGGAGUACCCUACGAGUACUCGUAUUUGCACAGCAGAUCAGACGAUCAUUCUAGUUCUACUGUUGAGGUGCGACAUAGCAACGUACGGUAUCAGUUCUCUGCGAGUUCCAUACAUGGAAGUGAUGUUAAAGUCCUGUACUGUAAUGCCGUCGAUUCAAGAAGCUCAAUUAAAAAAAUGAAAAAUAAUGUCUUGGGAAAAUGCUUGUUGAUGAUCAUUUCGUAGGCCAUUACCAAUAUACUUGUAUACAUUACAUAGAUUAUCCAAGCAUGCAGCCAUUAAAUACAUAAUCUGCGACAGCCCGUGUGCAGAUAAGGGGAUCUCUCCCGUGUAAAAUCCGAAUGUAACCCUGCUGGAGUAGGGACGAAGCGUCAUACCGCCCGCAGUCCGUUAUGCCUGAUUGAUGCCCGCUUUUGUGGGCGCGAACGGCCAAGCAGGACCUUCCCCACAGUCAUCCCGACUCAGCCAUGACGACGCCUAUUCCGCACUUCCUCUACAGGUAUUUAUUUUAACAUGGAAUACCAACAAGAACCUUGAUCACCACGAGGAACUCCAGGAAAUCUUCACGGAAUCCGGCGCCCCCCACGCUGACCUUAUCGCCGUCGGCCUGCAGGAAGUCCCGCUUAACCACUCCCAGUUGAUCAAAUCCCUGCAGAUCGUCGCCGGCCGGGGCCACAUUCUCUACGCCGCAGAGUCUUUAGGUACUAUUCUCCUAGUGAUCCUCGUUAAACGCCAUCUCCUGGCUUUCUGCAGCAGUGUUGUCCCGUCAGCCGUGCAUCUACGUUCCUGCAAUUGCAUCCGCACCAAAGGAUCACUGGCCAUCUACCUGAAGGUUUUUGAUUCGUCCUUUCUCUUCCUGACUGCCCACUUGGCGGCCGGACACUCGUGGAAGCGGCUGUUCAAGCGCACUCUGGAACUGCGGAAGAUCCACGCUGGGACGACAAUCCCGGGGGCGCCGCGCUGCACCCCGGGGCGGUGUCGGUUUGACAGUGUCGAUUUUGUAUUUUGGGCGGGGGAUUUCAAUUUCCGGCUGUCAGAGGAGCGCAAAUCCGUGGAGAAGAUCGUGCAGAAAGUGAUCCAUGCCGAGCAUGUCCGGCAGGAUGAGAUCCGCAAUUUGAUGGCCUGGGACCAGUUGUCGCGGUACAAGAUGGCGACAACACUGCGAGAUUUUCACGAGGCCCCCAUCGACUUUCUUCCGACGUACAAAUACGAUCCCCGUUCGCAUGCGUACGAUACGUCGCGCAAGCAGCGCAUCCCGUCGUACACGGACCGCAUCCUGAGCCGCAGCGGUCCCGGCGGGAUGCUGGUGUGCCGGAUGUACGGGUCGACGCGCAACGUGGUGACCUCCGACCAUAAGCCGGUGUUUGGACUGUUUGAGGCGCGGCUGGUGGUGCGGCGGGAGCAACUGCUGGAGGAUAUGCCGCUGGCCACCACCGCUUCCAUGCUCGCGCGCUUGUACAAGCGGGAGCGCCGGAAAGCGGUCAGGAAACGACCGGUGCACGGGCACAUUUCUGCCUGCGGAUGCGGACUCAUGUAAAUAACUGUGGAAAAUUGUAUUUUUGUGUACUAAAAUAUGUAUGUUAUCUUUUAUUUUAAUUAAUAAUAGCUUUUGUUGGUAUUUUUAUUUGCUUGAUUUUCGUCUUGGUUUGGCCAUGGCCCGUGCGAGAUUCAGAUUAAAGUCUGUUUUUAAUUUUAAGCACAUUUAUCUUAAGCGUCGUCAUUUUGUUUGAGAAUAUUCGAAUGACAAUGGCUCAGCGAUAAGACAUGUUUAAUAACGAUUAAAUUUUUGAUAAAGCUCUC
Messenger RNA from Paramacrobiotus metropolitanus, 1809 nucleotides. RefSeq names its product phosphatidylinositol polyphosphate 5-phosphatase type IV-like. Lineage: Eukaryota; Metazoa; Tardigrada; Eutardigrada; Parachela; Macrobiotidae. The coding region runs from base 413 to 1546 and encodes 377 amino acids. The record is from RefSeq and is a predicted model, not a curated record. The transcript has a single exon. Gene Ontology annotation, molecular function: phosphatase activity. Gene Ontology annotation, biological process: phosphatidylinositol dephosphorylation.